Molecule: messenger RNA, 1078 nt
Organism: Trichomycterus rosablanca
Lineage: Eukaryota; Metazoa; Chordata; Actinopteri; Siluriformes; Trichomycteridae
Gene: id3
Product: inhibitor of DNA binding 3
Exons: 3
Coding region: 58-396 (112 amino acids)
Biological process (GO): negative regulation of transcription by RNA polymerase II; cell differentiation; circadian regulation of gene expression
Cellular component (GO): cytoplasm; nucleus
Molecular function (GO): protein dimerization activity; transcription regulator activity
Source: RefSeq, a predicted model, not a curated record
UACUCGGGUCGGAUCUCUUCAUCUCUGGAUAAUAUCUGCUCGGAUUCAGGGUUUAAAAUGAAGGCUAUCAGUCCUGUCCGCUCGGUGAGAAGCUGCUACAAGGCCGUGUGUUGUAUUUCGGAGCAGAGUUUGGGUAUAUCGCGGAGCAGGAGCCCCGCGGAGGAGUCUCUGGACGACAUGAACGACUGUUACUCCAGACUGAAGGAGCUGGUACCGAGCAUCCCUCAGAACAAAUCCGUCAGCCAGAUGGAGAUCCUGCAGCACGUUAUCGAUUAUAUUUUCGAUCUGCAGAUCGCUCUGGAAGGCCAGACGGACUCCGACAUGCUGAAGGUACUAAAGAGUUCCGAGAUCAAGCGAAGUUUGGCGAAAGAAAACGAAGGAGCUCUGUGCCACUAGAAGAACCAACACCUCGUUUUCACUGGUGCAGGACAAACUUCUCCACUCAUGGGCGAGAGCGAGGGAGUGAAGGGGUCGAACCCACACACACAAGGAGCGACGCUUUUCAGAAGUGUGGGAAAAGAGCCAGCUCUCCACUCGAACCGUGCAGCCUUUGGUCACGAAACACUUGAACACCAAAGCUUAAAGAUUUGCUCUCAUUUGGCGGGAAGAAGCUCUGAUGUGUUACUUCUUUUAAAAUCGUUUCUUUUUUUGUGAUUCUACAAUCAAGCCUCGUGUACUGCUGACCGAUUACAUUCCAAGCCGUUCGGACUACACACACUUUACAUUCCAUAGAUCUUUUAGUGAUGCACCCUCCACCGUGUUUUAUCUCUGUGUUAACAAUGUAGUUUUUGUAGUCGCCCUUUUUUUUUUAUUUACAGAUGAUUUUGUUUUAUUAAUUCAUUGUGUACAUAUUCUUUAUCAGUUUGGGUAUAAAGUGGGUGGGCUGGGGCAUGAUGUAUAUGGAUUAUAGACAGAUUAUGAUUUGAACUCUAUACAUAUAGGGUGAAUUUUUAAUGUUUGUGGGGAUUCGAUAUUUCUGCAGACUGUAAAGAUAUGCUGAGUUUUAUAAACUCCAGAAUUGUUUUUGUAUGCAUUGAGAUUUUUUGCAUAAGUGAAAUAAAUAUCUUGAAGAAGAAAA